GUAGUCUCCUCACUCACAACAUCAACAACAACAGAUAAACCUCCAGCUGAGUAAAUGAGGUCAAUACAGCCAGUGAACGGAUCUUUUAUCAGUCUCUGGCUUCAGUCAAAGUUCAUCAAACUCACAGCUGACCUCCAGAUCAACACAUUUUACACAGGCCUUCAAAUUGCUGCGCCGCAAACGCGCAACUUUGGCGGCGCACAAACGUGACGGAAGUUUGCAGGGAGUGUGGCUCGUUAGGACAUUCUUGUGAGGAUUGAGAGAGGGGGGUUUAUUAAGAUUAGUGUCUUUAUGCGUUUUCACGUGAAAGAGCCUUUAUAAAGCGUGGUUUUGGAGGAGGCUGCGGUUCGACACAUCUCACACACAUCAGGGAAAAUAAGGACUUUUCGUGCAAAGUUUAAUUAGUGCAUUUCAACAUGGCAGCGUAUACAUUACCGGAGGGAUUCACGGAUUUUGACAUGUUUACUUUCGGGACAGCGCUUCUUGUUGGAGGUAAGUGGAGCGUGCACACAGGAGUUCAUGUUUGGAGCAGAUUUAAAGGGACAGUAACCCCAGAAAACCUCUGUUUGCAGAGUGAUACAUGUAUGGGUGUGAUAAUAUCACAAUGCAUCCUUUGUUUUGUUUUGUUGUCCCCUUCACCUCCCAUUCAAGAUAUGUUAAACAUACAUCCAAAGUCAGUCAUAAACUGGAAGUCUCGUUUCAGUCCUGAGCAAAACAAAACACAUUCUGGACCACAAAUCACUUCACAUUCUCUACUGUUCACAGAUUUUACCAUAUUUACACUACUAUGCAGAGGUUUGGGGAAAUACUUACACAUGUACUAUACAAUCACUAUCUAUACAGCAGAAAAAAGCCGUAAGAAUAAUUCAUAAUACCGGUUAUAGAGAUCACACUAAUUCACUUUUCUUAAAACCAAAACAUUAAAAUUCACUGACCUGGUUCACUUUCAAACAGCACAAAUCAUGUACAAAGCAAUAAACAGUCUACUGCCUGGAAAUAUCCAAAAAUUGAGUAUCAUCUGAGGGGGGACUUGAACCUAAAGCAUCAGUGGGCACAUACAACAUUAAAAAGUUUUUGUGUUUCUGUUCAUGGAGUAAGGUUGUGGAACAGAUUAGGUGUGGAGCUCAAGCAAUGUCCAAGUAUGACCCAGUUUAAAAAGCGGUACAAGAACAUCGUUCUCACCAGGUACAGGGAGGAAGAAGGGCAUUAACUACUAUUUAUGUUGUAUUUUUUUGUUAAUAUAAUUUAAUUUUGCUAACGACUGACUGUUAUUAUUGAGUAAAGGAGUAGGGGUAGGUUUAAAAAAAAUUGUAUAAUGAUUCAUCCUACUCCUUUUCGGACAUGUUGGGUUCGGAUUAUUAUUAUUAAUUUUUUAUUUAUUUUAUUUUUAUUUUUUUGCUUUGAUUGUUAUUGUUUUGAAUAUUCUCAAUGGUUAAAAAAAUAAUAAUAAUAAUAAAAAUGAAAAUGAAAAAAAAAAUUAAAUGAAGUCAGCACUCAACUCCUGUUUUUAACUUCUUAUAUAAGUGACAGAGUCAAAUAUUUCUAAUCAUCUUAACUCUCUGAGUGCUUGUAACUAGUAUGUUAAAACUGAAUUAAAAGACUCACUCUCUUUUUUCACUUUCAGGCUUGCUGGGACUCUUCCUCAAUGUGAUCAGCAUCUUGUCGUUCAUCAGAGUGAAGGAGAUGAGGAAUCCCAGUAACUUCUUUGUUUUCAACCUCGCUAUCGCUGACCUCAGUUUGAAUAUAAAUGGACUUGUAGCGGCGUAUGCAAGUUAUCUCAGGUAUCAAGCAGAAGAUGCACUGGUAGUUUGUAGUGCUUUUUUUUUUUUGGUCAUGUUGGGGUUAUUUUUUUUCUGCAAUCGCAAAAUAGGCUUAUGGAGAGUUCAAUAUGAGCCAAUGGGUGACACAAGCGGAAUAAGCCUUAGGGUAUCUUAAUCCAAUCCACAAUCCACUUUGUUCCCAGUGUGUAAAGUUCACAUUUCUCAAGCGAACCAGUUGCAUGUUACCUAACAGGAUCUGACUCAAAAUGAAGUAACAUUAGGUAAAAUUUUACUUAUUUUAAAAUCCAAUUUAAGCCUCUUAUAUAUAUUGUAUUUGAUGCCUAUCUUGGUUUAUCAGCAGGUUCAGAUUUCCCCCCCAACUGCGGCCCUCUGUUAUCCCCUCUCAUUUCUUCCCUGCAUUGUUUAUUGUGUUUUGAGUGAGCAAAUUAAUUUGGUUAAAUGAAGCAUGUUAGCACAAAUAUUAACCCAUAAAAGCAGAACUAGAGCUCAGAAACAAACAUUUCAGUGUAUUUAUUGAAGGAUAUGAGACUGUUAAGGGUUAUGCUGGUUUAAGGUGGAGUUCAACCCAAUGGUUUGUCUGCAAGGACAAAUAAGCACAUGGGAGGGAGUUUUUAGUUAGUAUGAAAGCUGAUUUCUCCGGAGAGGGUAAGAAAGGUAUAACAGAAGUGCAUGUAUGUUGUUGUGUUUUUUCAGAUACUGGCCGUUUGGUGUUGAGGGAUGUAACUAUCACGGUUUUCAGGGGAUGGUAUCGAUCCUGGCAUCAAUCUGUUUCUUGGCUACUGUCGCUUGGGACAGAUAUCACCAGUACUGCACCAGUGAGUCACAAUACGUCAACAUUUUCACUAGUGUUGAGCACGAAAAGAUGAACUCAGUAUAGUCAGUCCAUUAUGACCCACCAGUACCCCUGGAAUUGAUCAUGUAAUCAAAUGAAAAACAACUUUUGAUGUAAGGUAGAAAUCUACUCUUAAAAGACACUGACUUCUUCGAUGAGACAGAGCUACUAAUCAGUAUGUAAAUAACAGCAAUAGUUCAAUGAAAAUAAGUACUAGAUUGAGUAAUAAACAGAUUGAUGGAAAGUGCAGUCAUUGUCAAAUACUUUCAUAAUUUAUUUUCAGUAAUUUUCAAGCAAAAAUAUCAAUGAGUUGAUUCAGUUUUCUUCAAUUUAAGGAUUUGCAGCCACUCAUUUUGGGCUCAAGGAAAAUUUGAUAACAUUUUAAGACAAUUUUUACAUUUUUUGAGCUAGCAUUAACGUCAGAUAUUAAUAGUAAAAGGAUCUACAGAUUUAUUGACAGUGAAAUGGUUUUGAUUUGUUGUUUUGUGGUGAUUUUAAGCUGAAAGAUGUUGCUGACAAUCCCAUAGAUAGUUGUUAACAUCCAAAUUCAGCUGCUGGACAGUAAACCUUUUCAGGUCUUCCAGUGUCUUGUUUCAGUUUAACUGUAAGGAAUAUUAAUGGUUUAGCUGAAUCUCAUGGUUCUCUUCAACAACCGUAAAAUUUUGUGAAAUUUUAUAAAUGAUACAAAAAUAAAUACCCCAAAAUAAUCAAUAACUAAAUACCUUUUGUGAUCCAGUUGACGGUUUGUUUAUGUUCACUCUGCAGGACAGAAGCUCUUCUGGAGCACGACCCUCACCAUGAGCGGCCUCAUCUGGGGCAUGGCCAUCUUCUGGGCUGCUCUUCCUCUCAUGGGAUGGGGCGUCUUUGACUUUGAGCCAAUGAGGACCUGCUGCACACUGGACUACACCAAAGGAGACAGGUACACUGGUCUUACUCUAAAGUAUAAUCGUAGCAUUUUGAUAAAUAAGAAUGAGAAUAUUUCAUUGAUCUCUUUCCAUACAGGGAUUAUAUGACGUACAUGCUAUCUCUGGUGGUGCUCUACCUGAUGUUCCCAACUUUCACCAUGUGGUCAUGUUAUGAUGCCAUCUACAGACACUUUAAGAAGAUCCAUCACUACAGGGUAACCAUGCUGCACUAUUCUCAAAGUCCUUUCCAUGGGCCCACUUAGACCAGGUCUGAAGGCAAAGAAGCGCUUUUAUAUUUUAACCUGAAGUCCACUGACCUGUUUUAGCUCUAAUGAGUACAGCAUAUAAAAAAAAUUAAGAUUUUUUUGUGAAUCCAAAAACAACACAAGAGCUUGAACAUUUAUAAUUCCUAACCGUUCUUUUAGCUGUUUCCAUCCAUUUUUUUAACUCACUGUCGUUUGUUGAAAGAAUAUUCAUCAUUUUAAAGUAAAAACAUAUUUUCACGACACAGGAAAUAAAGCAAACUAAACUCAAGACGGUGUAAAUGUCAAAUUAGAAUCCCCUUCUGAAGCGGAUUAUUUCCCUUAAUGAACAAAAGGUUGAUCACUUUAACUAGUCUUUACCCCAGUUUGAGGCAACUGGGUCUUGGUCCACAGAAAUUUUGGGGGUCUUGUAAAAAAGAUGGGGUGUCUGUGGACAACAUGUAACACACAGGAGGGGAAGAUAGUUAGAUUUCAUUAAAUAACAUGUGAACUUUUGUUUUUCAGUUCAACACCAGUUUGCCUUUGAGGGUGUUGUUCCUGUGCUGGGGUCCGUACGUCGUCAUGUGUGUCUAUGCCUGCUUUGAUAAUGCCAAACUUGUAUCUCCAAAGUUAAGGAUGGUAAGUCUUUAUUACUUCAAUUAAAUCUCAUAAAAAAUUUGUAAAAAGUUGAAGAAAAAGUUUGAUACAAGUCUUCCAAUCACUGAGUUGAUUUAAAGGGUUAUUCUGGUUUAUUAUGUCAGGGUAUAGGGUGGCUAAUUUUUGACAAUGAGUGUUUAUAAUCACUAAAAUCUGGAAAUUUAAUUAAAGAUUUAACGUAAAAGUGAGUAAAAGUAAAAAUGUUGAGUCAAAUUGAUAGAAACAUUAUCUAAACACGCUUUUCCAGCACUUUCAACCCCAGCUCAGCAUCCAAAUAAAGAAGUUUACAAUAAUCCAGCUGGAAUUUUGGCUCGUUUAAAAUCCUGUCUGAGAAUUUAACAACUCCUUCUCGACGCUAGCUCAGGAUUUUUCUUGUAAUUAAAUACAGAAAUAAACCUUGUUUAUUUUUCUCGCAGGUGCUUCCAGUCCUCGCAAAGACAAACCCCAUCUUCAACGCCCUCCUCUACACGUUUGGAAAUGAGUUCUACCGCGGCGGCGUCUGGCACUUCCUCACCGGACAAAAGAUUGUCGAUCCGGUUCUUAAGAAGUCGAAAUAAAAGGAAAAUUUAGGAUGUUCUGGUAACAUUCAGUGCCAUCAGUUUCUCUAUCAUAGGAUGGUUGUAGUCUUGGUAAUGUGUUGUUCACAUGAAUGAGCAAUGAGAUGUCAGUACACUUAUAAUAUUUUCACGUGGACAGAGGCUAAAACUCACACGACUUCUCUCGUAGCCUUACAGUGGAUUUGUGUCGCUCACAGAUUUUCACGUAUUGAAUUCUUUUUACAGCAAAUUGUUUAUACUGCUCCAUGUUAGACCUCACACAAUAAACCCAUUUUGUGCCACUUUUUCGGCUCUACACUCGACCUACUCCUCUAAGUUUUUCACCUGAAUAAGUGAGCUGGUGUAAGUAAGACGUCUAAUUUCAACCGAGGACCAACAUCUAGAGACGUCCUCUCACGACACGGCUGUCUCAAGCCUCUGCUAAGCUGAUUAAUUGAUUGUGUUUUUGUUGGGAAGACAGUCCGAGGUGAUGUAACUUCUAUCUUUAAAGAGAAAGCCGUCACUGUGCUAAGACCGUAUUACGCAAUUAUACUAGGGAUAACACCUGAGACAAACUGGUCAAGAUUCUGGGUAUCUGGUUAUUUUGAUGCUCACACAGAUAAAUAAAGAAGUAGGUAUUGUGAUCAUGUUGUAGAGAUAGUUGGUCAAAUGUCAUGGUGUUUUAGUUCAAACUUCCUCGUGGAUUCAUGAGCAGUUUUACCCUUUACACUUGGUCUUUUCUUUAUUUCAGUCACUGGGUAUCAAACCUGUAGAUCUACAUUAGAGUCAGUCUGAAGUAGCAGCGUUAAAGGGAAACGCAGUAGAUUCCCUGUGCGUAGAAAAAGCCCACGCUACUCCGAACAGGUUAAUACAAGCACUACCAGAAUUAACCCUGACUGAGACAAAGUCCUUGUCACACUAACCUACGAGGAGACCGAUGUCCCUGCCAGAGAGCGUCAGCAGGUGAAAUCCUCUCACUGUCAACAGCAGCCCACCUCGACGGAGAAGAGGGCGGAGCCACAGAGAUCAGGGCCGGUCUGAAAUAGUCCUGCUGAGCGCCAACUGUGGGUGAAAACACAAGAAAAGACAACAAACAUAAGGUGCCAUGAUAAUAUGAUAAUGGCUACAAUUAAAAUCAAACUGGAAUUACUAAACUAGGAUUCAUUUUGUCAGGUAAUAAAGAAAACAGAAUAAACCUUUAAGGUUUGAUUAAUUCAAGAUAAAUAAAAGCAAUUGUGAAUUUUGAUUACAUAUUUAUUUCCCUUUAGGAUCUGGCACCAUAUACUAUUUUGUUCAACGCAUUAAUUAUGUGUGUUUAUGAUCAAAUACUUACAAAAACAGGAAAAAAUUUUACACAAAAUAAGGAGAAAUUACCACUGAAAUUUGUGGAAAUAUGUUAAGGAAUUUUUGCUCUAACCAACUUGUGUUUGUGGAGCUACAAGUCUGGGAAAAAGGGUAGAUACACAUAACUGAGUUUUUAUUGUAGUUGACAGGCAGCUGAAGCUGUUGAACAACCUUAAGCUAAGUAUUAACCUACCCGUCUUUGACAAAAAGAAAAAGUAGGCAUGACUAACUAAAUUUAUACCUUGUGACAAUGAGUGUUUAUAAUAUUGUAACCACCUAGUUAACCACAAAAAUGUGGAAAUUAAAUUAAAGAAAAAUUUAGAAUUAAUUAAAUGUGACAAAAAGAAAAGGAAAGCAUUACUUAGUAACUUUAUAUCUUGUUGUGAUGAGUAAGACUAACUCUUGAGAUGGAGAUCAUCAACUUAAAUGUUAGAAGACAUAAAAUGACAAUGUUAAAAUAGCGCUCUUUCUUGUCUACUGUUCACUCAAAUCACAUUUUACCCCACAUGUAUACUCUGAAGCAGAGCUGGCCCAAGCCUCAAUGGGGCCCUAAGCAAAAUUUGAUUUUGGGGCCCUCUAUUUCUGCCACUAAUAUUGAUUGUUGAUCAUUUACACACCUUUAUCUCUGUGUUUUUCCCUUCUUCCUCUUUCUUUUCUCUUUUCCUGAAGAAUAUGUUCUUUUUUGCGACAUUGGUUUGCCUCACAACUACCUGCGCUUUGGAUGCUCAGUGUACAUUGCACAGCAGAAGGCACAAAACGGUAGCAGAGCUUUGACAUAUCGGCAGUAAGAAUCAUAGGCC
Molecule: messenger RNA, 7097 nt
Organism: Xyrichtys novacula (pearly razorfish)
Lineage: Eukaryota; Metazoa; Chordata; Actinopteri; Labriformes; Labridae
Source: the annotation of a GenBank genome assembly